UGACGCAUGGGAGUGCUACAGCAUUGUGCUACGUGGAAAUGAAUAGAGGACGGUUCAAAACAUCCAUUAGAUUGUUAAUGUAGCAAAGAUCUGUACCGAAUAAUGCGUAUUCAAGAGCCAUAAAGUAGGAGAACCCUUCAUUCUGAGAAGCUUCAGGUGCACUUAGCCUUCUCGGUGGAGUUGUGUGAAAGACAAAAAAUAAAGACUAAAUCUUGUGGCACAAGCUCGUGAAAGUGAAGGAUCGUUUGUCCAGAGCUCAACGACAUAUCUGUUCAUCUGACCGUGAGCCUCCGUGAUUCCGAUCAAACGCCAAGAUGACGAACGUGAAGCAGCUGCACAAGGUUCUGGCUCUCGCGAUGGUGGCGGUGGUCGCAGCGAUGAGCAACACGAGAACAGCAACCGCGUUGUCGGCCGGACCAGGCUGUCUCCAUGUACCGAGAGGAUAUGCUCCUUCCGCAGACGCGAAGAAUGCAAUUCAGGAUCUCCUGGACAGUCCGAACCAAUGCUGCAAAAAGGAACUCGAUCAAUUCUGCUCGCCGGUGGCCAGCUCGGGCGACGCUGAACUGUACGUCUGCGGCUGCAACCUGUUCUGCGUGCCUUGCAGAGUCGCCGGAAGCUACCUGAGCAGCGUCGUGAACUCGUGCGUCGACAACGAUAAGAUACAAGGCUUCUUUUCCCUCGACGGCACCUCAUGCCGCAUGUUGUACGUCAACAGGCUCGGAACUUGGCGCAGCAUCAAACCCAUUCGCAAAGCACUAUCGUCGUUCGAUGUUGGCGCUCAGACCUUAUAAAUUGUCACGUAUUUCUAUCUAUCGAGGGUGGGCUGGUUUCAUAAGAUUUUUUGUAAAUGGACGAGCGUUUGUGCCCUAAGUCUGUCAAAACCACUAAAUUUUUACUAAAAGGGGUUCCCCGUAGCUACCAAUGGUUCAGGCGCCGGAAGAGGGAGAAAAGUUGACGCAAAUGCAAAGUUUCCGUCUUGCGGACGUAAUGGAUAGAAGAGCGAACCGCAAAUGAAAGGGAAGAGGAUUGAUGUGCUCGGAAUCCGAAAGAGGGCCGUCGUCUGUGUGUAAGAGGAAUGAAAAAGUUAAUAUGACUCCACUUGCAGAGUCCCCAAAGUUCAGCGGUUGAGUCACCGGCGUCAUACAGUGGCUCAGUCUGGCCUCCUGUUGUCAUUGAGUUGUCAUAUGGAAUUUUCUGAUGUACGCUGCCACUGUUAUGCGUUCUAGCUUGGCCACGGUCCAGUUAACGGUUAACCGCUCCGGAAAAUGUGUGGACCGGUUUACCGGUCCAGGAUUGGUCCGUAUCGGUUAACCUAGAUGUUAACCGGUUCACCAUCGGUCCGGACCCCUACGUGGCCGAGGGGAUUUGGCGAUGGCGGAGGGAAAGAAUCGUUGGGUCGCGGUGGCUGAUAUUGAAGGCCACGAGCAUAAUCAGGUCCCUGUAGAGGCAGCAUUUUAUCAGCACCCUUUCGUCCUCCUGGCACUCGAAGAACUCGCGGUCGUAGAAGAACUCCAAAAACAAAACCCUAGACAUAAUCUUGAAUAAUUUUUUCCAUCCUUAUCUUAAAAAGUUGGGGCCUCACCUCAAGGGAAAGAGGUGGAUCGAAGGAGAGAAAAGUAGGUUGGAGAUAGCCCGUUGAUAGGGCUCGUUUUUAUUUCCUCAUUCAGGUGCGUCCACAUAACUUGACGAAAUUUUUUACGUGAUCUUUACUUCAA
Messenger RNA from Marchantia polymorpha subsp. ruderalis, 1715 nucleotides. The record is from the annotation of a GenBank genome assembly. NCBI's taxonomy places the organism in Eukaryota, Viridiplantae, Streptophyta, Marchantiopsida, Marchantiales, Marchantiaceae.